Stylonychia lemnae is the source of this 1758-nucleotide messenger RNA. The record is from the annotation of a GenBank genome assembly. NCBI's taxonomy places the organism in Eukaryota, Ciliophora, Spirotrichea, Sporadotrichida, Oxytrichidae.
AUGCAGCCCAAUCUAACUAGAAACAAUUUGACUGUCAGUGAAUUCAUCUCAGCUUUGAAUAAGACCAAUUCUACUACCAGUAUCCCUUAUUAAAUGGUAGAAGAGCCUGAGGAUGAAAGAGUUAGUAGAUCUUUAGUCUUUCUGAUUAUUCUAUACUCAAUAAGCUUCGUUAUAUUUAUUGUCUCCUUCUAAGUAAUAUUAAAGCAAGCAAUAGUGAAUUUCAAAUUCAGAAACAAAAAUGGAUUAUCUAGUAACUUAAGCUAAGGUCAACUAUUCAAAGGCCUAUUUUUUGUCUGCUUAUUUGUCACCUCAUUAUCUUGGGAUCUUCCAACAUUCUUGAUGGUCAUAUCAUUCUCUAUAUUCACCUAUUACUUGGCUAAACUCACAAUUGAGAUUGAAAAGGAGAAUAAAACUGGAGAAAAUUCAAAAGAGAACUAUUUCCCUCAACUGAGAGAUGGGCUAUUAAAUAAGAAUGAUGAUAAUAGAAAUAGUCCAACUAAAUUGGGGAACUCUAUCAAAUCUUCCACCAAAUACGCCAAUAAUUAUAGUAAGCUAAGGGUACACUUGCUUAUCCCAUUCGUGGUAUUAUUUAACACUUUAGCCUUGCUCUCCUUCAUUUUCAUACUCAUUUCUUAUUUCAAAGAGGUGAAUGAGGGAGCUGAUUAAAAAUUAGAUGAGUCCUAAGACUGGUGGGAAGCUAAUUAAUACUUUAACUAUUCCAAAUCCAUUAAAGGUUUAACUGGACUUAUUUUCAUGAUAUUGGGAAUCACAAUUCUUAACUAUGGAACAAAACUAGAAACUGCUGUUUCAAAUUCAAUUUAAAAAUAGCAACCUUCGCAAGUGAAGGACCUGAAUGGAUUGGAUAUUAGAAUCCUAACGAUAACUAUUCUUCUAUCAAUGGUAUUUUUGUGCAGAGCAUUAGUCGAUUCACUAUUUGCCUGGACUCUUCUCAAAACAAACUUGCAUUACCCUCAGUUGAGUCUGAUAUUAAUAAUGUUCACAGAGGUAGCACCUUCUGUUAUAAUCACUACCAUAAUCAAGAAAAAUCAAGAAUUAUUAUAGCAAUAAUUGAUUGCUUAAAAUGGUUAAAUCUAUUCUGGUUAAAGAAGAUCUAAAUCUCCAAGAAAGAUUGUAAGAAGUCCAUAUUUAGGUGGUGUUGAUAUGAGCGAGAAACUUUUAACUUAUCAACACAUCUAAUACUAUUCUGGUAUGAAAAAAACUACUCUAGGACUGAAGAAGAAGUAGGACAUUUCAAGCGAUAAGAAAAAAUUAAACUCUGAUAGCAGCGACGAGGACUCAAUGUUUGGAAGCUUCAAUCCCAACCUCAACACUAAAGAUGGUGAAGUUCAUUCUCACAAUAAAUUAUAGAGUAGUAGAAUCGGGAGAAUAGGAAGUAUAGAUACAUUAAGCAGAUUCACAAAUAAGACAGGAUCUUACAAAGGACUUCUACUCUUGGAAAAGGCACCAGAUGAAAACCUUCUCCUUUAAGUCCAGAAAGUAAAUAUAGAUCUCUCUGAUUAAAGAAAGUUAAGAGAUGGAUCAGCCAAUAGAAGAUUCAAUAAUAUACAAAACAACAAAAAUGUUGUUUAGGAGUUACCUAACGAAAGUAUUUACACUUAAAAAUCUUAAAAAGGAGAGAACAGCGAUGAGAGUGAUUCUGAAGACUAGGAUGAAUCAGAAAAUGAAACUACUCAAAAAUUGGUGUAAAGUCCAAGCUAGUUAUAAAUCUAGCUAAUUUAAUAAAGACAGCAAGUUUGA